Cryptococcus amylolentus CBS 6039 is the source of this 2271-nucleotide messenger RNA. RefSeq lists its product as hypothetical. The transcript is spliced from 3 exons. Lineage: Eukaryota; Fungi; Basidiomycota; Tremellomycetes; Tremellales; Cryptococcaceae. The record is from RefSeq and is a predicted model, not a curated record. The coding region runs from base 479 to 2113 and encodes 544 amino acids.
AGAUCACGGAUACAGGCUCCAUGGAAGAUGCUGGGUCAAAGAGGUCGAUGGCGAGAGCUCAACCGCUCAAGACGUGAAGCACGUUCGUUCCUCGGCCCAGCAAUUGCACACAACCCAGACAAACGUUCACUCUUACACUCACCAUGAUCCAGUGAUAUCAUGCUCCAAUCACCUCUCAGGGCGAGUGUCGGCCUUGGCCCCGGAAGCUAUCGACAAGCAGGCGUAUCAUCCACCGGCCACAGCGCACCGCGCGCACCACUUCUCUCCACCCUACCCAGUUGGGUCUUUGCCGAAGUGCAUCUUGCUUCAUUUCCGAAAAAAAGAAGCAUAGGGUCUGGAAUUCGCUCCCUGAAGACGCAAUCCCAGCUACUUUCUGCUCUCCAACGUGCAGUCGGUAUAUAAAGCUGCCUGGGCUUUCUACAAACCAUUCAUCUCUCUGCUUCGGCUUCCAUAAUCUCUUUUUUCUCAAAAGUCGAUCAUGGUGUCUGCGUUCUCCAUAGGCAAGCUCGGGCUGCUUUUACCUCUUCUGGCAGCCGCCUCCCCCAUCCAACUUCCUGCCCAGGGUGUCGACGCCCGCCAUGGCAUUGAUGACCGGGUGCUUGAUGGACGAGGCAGCUUCGAGCACGUCGAUCUCCACUCCAGUACCAAUCCGAAGGGGAAAAUACAUGCUUCAGCAACCCUUUCCCACUCCACCAUCACUACCAACACUCCUAUCCCCUCUAGCAAGCCUACCAACCCCACCACGAUCGUCUCUAAGCGCGACUCAGCAUACCAAACCAACGUCACCUUCGCUGGCAAGACGUACGUCAACAAGGGCCUCGUCGGUUUUGGCGCUCUUGCUGGCGAUGCUGUCGACUCAUUUGGGGAGACUAUCGGUGGGAUCGGGUCUGCCAUUGCACUGCAGUCUUUUGAGAAGGGUGACGACGGGGCGUAUACUGGCGUGAUCAUCGUCCAGCCUGAUAGGGGCCACAACACCAACACCACUACCGACUUCAUCAGUCGUCGACACUACCUCUCCUUCACGCUCAACCCCUACUACAACUCCACCCAGCUCUCCUACCAGAGCGCCAAAUCUACCUUCGAUCUUAAAUACAACAGCACUGUGCGUUAUUUCGAGUCGGACGGUACGCCCACGACGGGGCUGGACGCUACUGGUAUCCGAAACGGCUCCAUCCCCGAGCCAAUCGCCAAUGCGACAUACAACCACAUCUCGUCCGACCCCGAGGGGCUUGUGCUCAACUCGGACGGCUCGUUCUGGGUCAGCGACGAGUACGGGCCCUACAUCUGGAAGUACUCUGCCAACGGCAUUCUUCUCGACACCAUCAUCCCCCCCAAGGCCGUCUUGCCUUACAAGAACGGUUCCCUCUUCUUCUCCGCCGAGACAGAGAACCCCGAUACCGGACGAUCGCCUAACCAGGGCUUUGAGGGCCUCACCGCCUCUUCCGAUGGCAAGACCCUCUACGCGCUCUUGCAGACUGGUACCGUUCAAGACCUUGACGCCGACGACUAUGGUCGUUACACCCGUCUUUACGUCUACGACGUCUCCGGCACUCCUAUCCUGACCAACGCCUAUGUCCUUACGCUUCCCGUGACCAACGGGAAGGGCAAGCCCCUUGCUCAGUCCGACUUUAUCUGGAUUGCGGAUGGUACUUUCAUCUUGCUUUCUCGGGACGGGAAGGGAAAUGGGGAUGAUGAUGCCAAGUCGAAGCAUAAGGACUUUUUGUUGUUCAACCUCGAUGGCGCUACGGAUAUCGCUGGGACGGAGUAUACGGAUGGGGUUGUGCCUAUCGCGCCGGGGGGUGUGCUCGUUUCCAACAUUACGUCCAUCGAGCCUACCGAGUUCAUCGACAUUAUCGACGAUAACCAGCUCGAGAGGUUCGGUCUGCACAACGAUGGCGACUUUGACGUCAGUCUGAUCAACAGCAAGUGGGAGUCUAGCGCUCUCGCUUCGGUCAACGAUCCUGCAUACCCCGACGACUAUUUCCUCUUCUCCUUCUCCGACAACGACUUUAUCACUACAAACGGGUCUGAGGCGGGAGAGGCGUAUGUGGAUGGGUAUGGGUCUACGCUCGACAAUCAGGCGUUGGUCUGGCGAGUGACAUUGCCGAAAUGAGAGGGGCGGCAUAACUGCCCAAAGAGGAAGAAUACGACAAAAGACCAGGUAGCAGCCAGAGUAUGCUGCAUAGACGUAUAAACGGUAUAAUCAACUUUGUUUCCUCGAUUUGCUAUGUAUGAGUUAAUUUUACGUUUGGCCUGCUAUAUCAUUACAAG